AUGCCUGUCGCGCCCGUCAUUGCCCUGUCCCACGGGGGAGGCCCGCUCCCCGUCCUCGACGACCCCGAACACAAGUCCAUCAUCUACUCGCUCAAGAACCGCGUGCCCAAGAUCCUCGGCCUCGGCACGCCGUCGCAGCCCCGCGCCAUCGUCCUCGUCACGGCGCACUGGACGACGGGCGACGCCAACAUCUCGUCGGGCAAGACGCACGAGCUGGUCUACGACUACUACAACUUCCCCCCCGUCGCCUACACCUUCAAGUACCCGGCGCCGGGAGAGCCCGACGUGGCGCGCAGCGUCAAGGCGGCCUUUGACGCCGAGGGCCUGCCGGCGGAGCUCAACGGCGAGCGCGGCUGGGACCACGGCCUGUACAUCCCCAUGAUGCUCGUCCACCCCGAGGCCGACAUCCCCAUGGUCCAGGUCUCGGUGCUCCAGUCGGAGGAUCCCGAGACGCACCUGCGCAUGGGCGCCGCCCUGUCCCGCCUGCGCGCCGACAACAUCGCCGUCGUCGGCUCCGGCUUCGCCUCGUUCCACAACCUCGCCACCAUGAGGGCCCUGCGCACCGUCUCGGCCGACCAGCGCGCCGCCUUCAAGGCCGAGUCGGACGUCUGGAACGCGGCGCUGGCCAAGGCCGUCACGGCCAAGGACAAGAGCGCGCGCUGGCAGGGCCUCAAGGCCUGGCGGCAGAUGCCGCAUGCCGACAAGAUGCACCCGCCCAACGGCGGCGAGCACUUCAUGCCCCUGAUUGUGUGCACGGGGGCCGCGGGCGACGACGAGGAGGCCAAGACGUACAAGGACACGUACCUGGGCGUCGACAUAUAUACCUUUUACUGGGGAGGCGAGCAGGUCGGCUGA
Hirsutella rhossiliensis is the source of this 855-nucleotide messenger RNA. Its product is annotated as catalytic ligB subunit of aromatic ring-opening dioxygenase domain-containing protein. The transcript has 2 exons. The coding region runs from base 1 to 855 and encodes 284 amino acids. NCBI's taxonomy places the organism in Eukaryota, Fungi, Ascomycota, Sordariomycetes, Hypocreales, Ophiocordycipitaceae. The record is from RefSeq and is a predicted model, not a curated record. Gene Ontology annotation, molecular function: ferrous iron binding; zinc ion binding; oxidoreductase activity, acting on single donors with incorporation of molecular oxygen.